UGUGACGGGACUUCACGUCGAAUUCAGUUUUCUCCCCUUCUCUUUUCGUAUCUGCUCACUAAGUGAGGAGCGGGAUGCCGUCUGUAGAAUACGACGAUUCCAAGCCCAGCUGGGCCGACCAGGUCGAGGAGGAAGGCGAUGAAGGUACCCUUCCCUCACCAAAAGAAACCAUCAAAGGAAAUAUCAAAACCGUCACAGAGUACAAGAUAGAUGAAGAUGGCAGGAAGUGUAAAAUUGUCCGUACUUUCAAAAUCGAGACCAGGAAGGCUUCGAAAGCCGUUGCCAGGAGAAAGAACUGGAAGAAGUUUGGCAACUCUGAGUUUGAUCCUCCAGGCCCGAAUGUGGCCACCACUACAGUCAGCGAUGAUGUCUUCAUGACUUUUGUGUCCAACAAAGAGGAUCUGAACACCCAGGACCAGGACGAAGACCCCAUGAACAAGCUGAAGGGCCAGAAGAUUGUGUCGUGCCGUAUCUGCAAAGGGGACCAUUGGACCACGCGUUGCCCCUACAAGGACACACUGGGCCCCAUGCAGAAGGAGCUGGCUGAGCAGCUGGGUUUGUCCACUGGGGACAAGGAGAAGACUUCAGAACCCGAGCCUGCACAGCCAGCGCAGAGCAAGACCGGGAAGUAUGUCCCGCCCAGCCUGCGUGACGGAGGCACGCGCCGAGGAGAAUCCAUGCAGCCUAACCGCAGAGCUGAUGAUAAUGCCACAAUUCGUGUGACCAACCUGUCUGAAGACACAAGGGAGACUGACCUGCAGGAGCUCUUCCGGCCUUUUGGCUCCAUCUCCAGGAUCUAUUUGGCUAAGGACAAGAACACAGGCCAGUCUAAGGGAUUUGCCUUCAUCAGUUUCCAUCGACGGGAGGAUGCAGCCCGUGCCAUUGCUGGGGUCUCGGGCUUUGGCUACGAUCACCUGAUCCUCAAUGUGGAAUGGGCUAAGCCAUCGAACAACUAAAUAUCAGACUGAUAAAGAAUUGGACAUAAAUAGGUUUCAAUAAAGCUUCUUGUCUGCUAA
Molecule: messenger RNA, 1016 nt
Organism: Scleropages formosus (Asian bonytongue)
Lineage: Eukaryota; Metazoa; Chordata; Actinopteri; Osteoglossiformes; Osteoglossidae
Gene: eif3g
Product: eukaryotic translation initiation factor 3, subunit G
Exons: 10
Coding region: 75-956 (293 amino acids)
Cellular component (GO): cytoplasm; eukaryotic translation initiation factor 3 complex
Molecular function (GO): RNA binding; translation initiation factor activity
Source: RefSeq, a predicted model, not a curated record